Scatophagus argus is the source of this 2009-nucleotide messenger RNA. RefSeq names its product hairy-related 13 (gene her13). Gene Ontology annotation, biological process: anterior/posterior pattern specification; regulation of neurogenesis; regulation of transcription by RNA polymerase II. Lineage: Eukaryota; Metazoa; Chordata; Actinopteri; Scatophagidae. Bases 340 to 1062 code for a protein of 240 amino acids. The transcript has 4 exons. Gene Ontology annotation, cellular component: nucleus. Gene Ontology annotation, molecular function: RNA polymerase II cis-regulatory region sequence-specific DNA binding; DNA-binding transcription factor activity, RNA polymerase II-specific; protein dimerization activity. The record is from RefSeq and is a predicted model, not a curated record.
CUCUUCAGGGAGCAGACCGGGGCUGGCCGGAGACAAAGGGAGUGGACGCUCAUUGGCUCCGACCGUGUGCGCACUGUUGUCCCCCAGCGAGAGCAGCUCAGCCUCUAUUCACAUGUUAAUGAGCUCCUAUAAAUACUAACAACAGCCACUCAGCGCCAGCAGCAAGUCUCGCUAGGAUUGCACAAUAAACACAGGUCGCCUCGUCUCGCAUGCCAGUUUAUCGAUUCCCCCCCCCCCCCCUUUUUGAAACCGGUUCCGUUUGCCAGCUGCCCCCUCGCUGACGACUCGGGAGGAGAAGGCAGCAGUGGGAGAAGCCUCAGCAGCGGCGAUCCGACCAACAUGGCUCCCUCGGCUCGGCCCAGCAGCACCGGACUUGAUAUGGAAGGAGAUGAGUCCGACUGCGGAAGUCAGAGAGCGGACAGAAAGACCAGGAAACCUUUGGUGGAGAAGAAGAGGCGAGCGCGCAUCAAUGAGAGUUUGCAAGAGCUGCGGACUUUGCUGGCAGAUACGGACUUUCAUGCCAAAAUGGAGAACGCAGAGGUGCUGGAGAUGACGGUGAAGAAGGUGGAAGACAUCCUGAAGAAUCGAAGCCAAGAAACAGAUGCACUCAACAGAGAGGCCAGUGAGAGGUUUGCAGCCGGCUACAUCCAAUGCAUGCACGAGGUCCACAUGUUUGUGUCCAGCUGUCCCGGGAUAGAUGCAACGGUGGCAGCGGAGCUCCUCAACCAUCUGCUGGAGUGUAUGCCCCUGAACGAGGACCACCUCCAGGAUGUGCUGAUGGAUCUAAUCACUGACACUUCUGGGAGUAACAGCAGCACUUGGCAUGGAGGUGAUGAGGCGCUCUGCACGACUCUGGCUUCACCUGGGGGAAGGAGUCUGUCCAGCGGUGUGUCCUCGGCCCUGUCCCCGGCCCCCUCCACCACGUCCAGCGAGGACCUGUGCUCCGACCUGGACGAGACCGACAGCGAGCACAACCACAGCUCAAUGGAGAGCUUGGAGAACAGGGAGGCUAUGAGCAUGCCUACGAUAACCUACCCACGGUCGAUGUGGAGACCCUGGUAGGGCACUGCGGUUUGGAUGGGAUGGAUUUCUGAUAUGAGGGUUGUGACCCUGGGCCUCUUACUAGAAAGGAAAAUUCCACCCUUUGACACAUGAACUCUUUGAAACUAAACAUUUUCGGUGGUGUACCUUGCAUCUCUGGACCCAUUUACCCCUGCUGAAAUCUGGCCACAUGCAUGGAUUUCCCCCCCCCUGGAUUUCCCACAUUGAUGUUCAAUAAUGAAACUGUUACAGAAGACACAGAGAGACCAGUCUGACCAAAAUGCAGUCAUACCACACAUCACUGUGCAUUUUGUGGAGGGACCAUGAUUGCACCUUUACUCUUCAGCCACCAGGGAUUGCAGCAAGUUUGCAGCUUUUCCUAGGCAUUCUGGGAAAUGUAGGACAUCACUCACUGAAGUAGAGUUAGUGCAAAGUGGAAAAGAGGAACAUCAUUUCAUCAGAAAAAAAAGAAUACUCCUUAAGUGCUUUGGAUUUCACUGAAAAAUGUCUAACUGGCUGUUAAAGCGUGGAGUUUUCCUUUAUCUCAUUUGAGGGGUCCUUCCUAUCAAGGGCCCAUGCAGCUUGGGGCCUCCUCAAAGUACCCCAGCCCCCUUUCCUUUUCAGUCGUGACUCCCCUGUCUUUGAGUGCUCUGUUGUGACUUUUCUUUACACCUGGAGCAAGACCACUCCUUCCCUCUGAACACUAACUUACACCCCAACGAAGGACGGACGAGGAGCAGUGCACACUGUUUUGUCAGUAACUGUGUAUAUAGGAUUUUUAUGUGGAGAAAAGCUCUUUUAGAAACUGAGAUGUUUGGCAAUGCCUCUGAUUAAUAUAAAUAUUUCUGUUGUAUUUCAUAAAACCUGUAGCUUAUUGGAAAAUUAGCCUCCUUCAGAAUGACCACUUUAUGUAAUGAUGUUUAGAAAUGCCAGUAAAAUGCCUGAAUUUGUUAAAUAAAAUAAUGUAA